UCAUAUACAAAGAAAGGGUAGGCAAGUGGGAAGAACAUUUGAAAACGACCUCUGUUCCUCUCUGGCGCUUUCAAAAUGAUUGGGUGAACUGACACACUUCCUGUGAGGUGGAGGACAACUUCACAAACUAAACAACAGUUUCAGUUACCUAAACCAUACACGUGAAGACGUCCUGAGGAUUUUAUGAGGAGAUUUCUUCCAAGCAGCGGAGGAAUUGAACACUACUCUGUUCAAGGCAAGGGCCAGUAAGGCAUUAAGAACAUUACAGAAGGGGUGGGAGGAUUUGAGGUAAAGUAAAAAGAGAACUCUUGGAUAGGAUGGCAAGAUGAAGAAGGGGAGAGGUGAGAGAGCAGAGAGAAUACUAAAAUACAUGAAAAACAAUAACGUGUUAGUGACACAGUGAAAGGAAGCAACCGUUGAGUGUGAGAGGUUGAGGGCGUGAAGAGUCACAGCAAAGGAACUACAUACGAAGCAGUCAGACUGAUGUUGUCGGAUUACAUUUUGGAACACAGAAAUAAAAAAAGAAUCAAGAAAGAAAAACAAGUAAUGUCCAGAUUAUUAGUCAUCCUAAGCGAUUACAUUUUGAAGGGACUUCAAGUAGGGAGGUAAGGACGAUUUAUUCCAAUCCAUUCUUGAAAACAGUGAGAGGAGCAAGCUAAAAAAAAGAUAAAGUCACAGAUACCAAGAUGAAAAUGGGCACAAACCAGGAGGAUGAAUCUGAGCCAGAAGCUCAACAGAUUCCAGAGGAGACGGGCCCCACAGAGGAGAACAAGGAGAUCCCUGCUGAGCAGCCUCAAGACGCCCCUCCUCCUGAGGACGUCGACCCUCUCAACACCUACAAGUGGCACACUGGGGCCAAGGCAGCAACCCUCGAUGGGACGAGAGGAGAGGGUGGAGUCACAGCAUCAACAACAGAGAAGAUGGAGAAGACCACCACCACCACCAAAUGGAGUAAUAAGAUGCAGAGCUGGCGGAAAGCCAUGAGCGAGGAUCCCGGGGACAGGGCCUCAACCGCUGGACGAGGAGGGGAGGCCCCCAGGCUGGAGAAGAACCCUGCCUCCAGGAAGAACCCCUUCAGAAGGGCCCAGUCUGAGCCUCCAGGGUCGCUGUUCACUACACUGUCCCCCUCCUCCUCCUCUUCAGCCCAGGCAACAUCGGGACCGGCGGCCACCGCAGAGGCAUCGGAGCCGUCCCCCACGGACACGCCACAGAAAGGGGGCGGAGGGGCCCUGUUCAGGAAGUACAUUCGCACUGUCUCGCAGAAGCUCAAGAAGCCCCGGCUGCUGAGCAGAAACAGCACCCCGACCCUCCUACAAGAUGCGGGUGGGAGCGGGCCUGCAGCUGCGUCCCUAGAGCUAACCAGGCUGUCAUGGGCCCCUCCCCAGGACGUCCCCAUUUGGGACAUCAACAACUGUGUCCUGGAGGAUGGACAGAUCCUCAUCACCCAGGAGGAAGAGCCAGUGAUGUGGACCAGGAACCGAGUCAGCAGCUGCCUGUCAAACCUCAGCAUCCAGAACCUGGCAGAUGUCAACAUGGAAUGCAGCCCCGACCACAUGGCCCCUACUGGAGGCCCCAGACUGAAGGGCCAAGAUGGAGGAGUGAGGGGGCUGAUCAAGCGGCGUUUCUAUGGUGGAGCCAUGCGAAAGAGCAAUACCCAGUUAAACACCAUUGGGUUGAACAAAGGGAGCAGCAGGCUCCAUGGAUCACGGGAGUCCGUGUCCAUCCCAGUCAGCGCUGCAGGAAACCUGGAUCUGAGCGCAGACACCAGUACGGUUAUCAGGCCCGUACACAGCUCCAUCCUGGGGGAGAAGUACUGCUUUGAGGUGAUAAACUCAGAGAACAACCACUGUUUUGGGUGCACCUCAGCUGCUGAGCGAGACCGCUGGAUAGAGGACCUGAGACGGGCUGCUCAGCCCAAUAAGGACAACUGUGAGCGGACAGAGAACUCCCUCAGUCUGUGGGUGAACGAGGCCAAGGACCUGCUCCCCAAGAGGCGAUACUACUGCGAGCUGCACCUGGACGGCACCUUGUUCGCCCGCACCACCAGCCGAGCCGUGGGCAAGUCUUCCCAUCACUCCAGCUUGGCUGGUGAUGGGUCCUCUGGUGCCUCGGGUGGGAUGCUCGGGGGCAGCGGCGGGGUGGUCGGAGGCUGCCAGCUGUUCUGGGGAGAGUUUUUUGAGCUGGACAACUUGCCGUCGGUCUCCCAGAUCACCCUGCACCUCUUCCGCGAUGAGGAGCCCAAGAAGAAGCGUCACUCCCGGGAUGAGUCCACCCUGCAUCCCCUUGGCAGUGUGGCCAUAUCCCUGGCCGACAUCCGGGGAAGGGCCUUCCAGGAGAAGUGGCACCCGAUCAUUCCCUACAAGGCGUCUAGUGCCGGUGGGACGAAGGAGCAACUGGGGCCCCAAGCGUCGCUCCGUGUCAAGGCCCGCUUUCAGAACCUGCAGGUGCUGCCCAUCGAGAGGUAUAAGGAGUUUGCAGAGUUUGUGACAGUGGACUAUGUGGCUAUGUGCAGGAACCUGCAGCCACUGCUGUCUGUCAGGGAGAAGGAGGAACUAGCCGGGGCACUGGUCCACGUCUUGCAAAGCAUUGGCAAGGCCAAGGAGUUCCUUAUCGAGUUGGGUAAUGCAGAGGUGGAGCGCCUUGGGGAGAAAGAGGCACUGAUCUUCAGGGAGAACACUCUGGCCACCAAGGCCAUUGAUGAGUACAUGAAGCUGGUGGGGCAGAAGUACCUCAUCGACACCCUGGGGGACUUCAUCACUCGACUGUAUGCCUCAGUAGAGAGCUGUGAAGUGGACCCUCGCAAAUGCCCCGCCUCUGAGCUGUCAAACAACCAGCGGCACCUGAGGGAGAGCUGUGAGGAGGCAGUGCAGAAAAUCACUGAGAUGCACGGAUCUUUCCCUGAAGAGCUGAACAGGAUCUUCUCCAGCUGGGUGACGCUGUGCAAGGAGCAGGGACGACCUGAAAUCGGCCAGCGCCUCAUCUCUGCCUCGCUAUUCCUCCGUUUUCUGUGUCCCGCCAUCCUCAGCCCCUCCCUGUUUGGUCUGACACAGCCCUAUCCAGAGCCGGCCAUCCUGCGCACCCUCACUUUCACCGCCAAGGUCAUCCAGAACCUGGCCAACUUCACCCUGUUUGGGGAGAAGGAGGAGUACAUGCUGUUCAUGAAUGACUUCCUGCAGCAGCACUGGGAGAGGAUGAGGGGCUUCCUUCAGACAGUGUCCAGCCCAGACAUAGAGAUCCCAAUGACAUCCUUCGAUGGCUAUGUGGACUUGCCUCUGCGUCUGGCUGUCCUACACAGCCUGCUGGUCGACAUAAUUUCCCCAAUGAAGCAGGACACCAUAGACAAACUGCACCCUCUGCCUUCAAUCCUGAACCAGAUUACUGAAUCUCUGGGCCCAGAUGCUCCACGGAUUACUGUUAGCAGCAACAUUGGUCAAUCCAAGCCGACCUACGUGCCCCCUAAAGACCUGGGCAAGUACAGCCCUCUGCACAACUCCCAGCUGCAUAUGGAUGUGAAGGGCGGCCAGCGGAAAGAAAGCUUUCAGGGGAUUGAUCGAGACAGGAGGAGUGCCAGAGCGAGGAAGCCAGUAUCCAGGACCCAGAGUGCACCGCACAGACGGCCGGCGGUCCCUAAACAGCUACUGAGGAGACAGGGUAGCACUGAGAAUCUGCCGCUGGAGGACCAAGAUGCAGAGCAGGAAGCCAACCCUCCACUUGAUAUUUCAUCACCACAGAACAGUGUUGGUGUAAAGUCUCCUCCUGCUCCAGUGCCUUGGAUCAAAGUGUCCCACUGCAAGGAGCCGUACGAGAGGAAGAUAGAGAAUGAAGAGAUCAACCUACUGGACAGGCAUGCACAGGAGCUGUCGGAGCUCCGCCUGGGGGUGGAGCAGGUGACAGAGCGUGAGUUGGAGAUGGCCAAGCGGCUGGAGGACUUCAUUGUCCAAAGCCAAGAUCAGAAUGCAGUCCUGCUGGCUGAGGUUAAUGAACUGCGGAAUCUUCUGGCUGUCCGUGAGGAACAGCUCGCCAGCGCCACUUUCAGGCUGGGGGUUAUCGAGGAGGAGAGGGAGGAGGACGAGAGGAAGCUGAACGUUGCCGUGGCAGCAGCUGAGCGAAUGAACGUACUGGAGGAGCAGUUUGCAGACCUGAUGAAGGACAGGCACCAGCUCAGUGGAGACUACACCGGUGACCAGAACAACACACAGUACCCUGGGAUCGGGGCUAAUCAUGUCAACAGCAACUGAAGUCAGACUGACAGCACAGAGUUGUAAUGUAGACAUAUGCGUAGUUUAGUCCCCAUAGCUUUCAUGUUCUUCCAAAUACAACCCCCCCCCCCACCCAGAAUAAUGUUGUUUUGCCUGAUGGGUGGGUCACUUUCAGAAAUACAGGUAUAAUGCUUUUCUCAUGAUAAAACUGAGCAAAUGUAUUCAUGAAUCUUAACCUCGGUGUCCAAUGGCAAAAACAGAAAUGAACUAAAAAGUCACAGGUAUGCUAAACUAUCGCUAAGGUUGCACUUAUUGUGUACACUGUACUUGAAAUGAAAUAUUUGUGGAAGUGCAUUUUGUUGAUUUGACAGAAAUAGACUGAUCUAAUUUGAGUGUAGAAACCUAAAUAUUAAUAAAAGCCUACGGCAAGAACAAUUUCGCUCGCUGCAUGUUUAACAAAAUGAAUUGUAAGGAGACCACACCUUGAUAUGUAAUUCAAUACAUCUUUGCCCUCUUUUGAUACACCACUUCUUAGAAUGUUGUCCAUUUUCCAUCUCCAUUUUGAAUGCAGAUUUACAAUUUCUGUGAACUUAAUUAAAUAAAUAAAACUCAAACAAACAAUGUA
This is a messenger RNA of Coregonus clupeaformis (lake whitefish), 4824 nucleotides long. RefSeq names its product ras GTPase-activating protein nGAP. Lineage: Eukaryota; Metazoa; Chordata; Actinopteri; Salmoniformes; Salmonidae. The transcript is spliced from 18 exons. The record is from RefSeq and is a predicted model, not a curated record. Gene Ontology annotation, biological process: regulation of GTPase activity. Bases 687 to 4238 code for a protein of 1183 amino acids.